Cannabis sativa is the source of this 1569-nucleotide messenger RNA. Its product is annotated as mitochondrial arginine transporter BAC1. Gene Ontology annotation, molecular function: L-ornithine transmembrane transporter activity. Gene Ontology annotation, biological process: mitochondrial L-ornithine transmembrane transport. The record is from RefSeq and is a predicted model, not a curated record. NCBI's taxonomy places the organism in Eukaryota, Viridiplantae, Streptophyta, Magnoliopsida, Rosales, Cannabaceae. The transcript has 9 exons. Bases 398 to 1309 code for a protein of 303 amino acids.
AUGAUAGUUUUUCUCUUUUUUUCUUAAAAAAAAAAACAAACAAUAUUUCCAUAUCUUUUCUUCUUCUUCUUGUUCAUAUCUAGACAGUAGACACCUCACAGCAACCAAAUACAAGAGGAAGACCCCAACCAUUUAUUAUCCUUUUACUCACUAAAAUUUUUGAUUUUUUGCCUGAUUUUCUUUCUCGCAAUGCUCGUGAAAUUAGGGUUUAUGGCCGUAUUUCUCUAAUACCUGGUGUACCGAAGCCUCGAUCAAAACCGCUGGUGCAAACUAUAAAUCAUUCCUAUUGAAUUGAAACAGGCGUGUUUCUAUCUUCCAUAUUGGAAGAGGAAGGUGAGGAUACCGUGAUGAUAGCAGUGAUGAUGCUCAGUCGCAUAUAGAGAAAGAGCCUCUUCAGAUGGGGGACACUCCCGCUUACAAGGAGUACGUCGCCGGCUUACUCGCAGGAGUUUCCACCGUCGCCAUAGGUCAUCCCUUUGACACCGUUAAGGUUAAGCUGCAAAAACACAAUACUGAAGCACAUGGUAUUCAGUACAAGAAUGGUUGGCAUUGUACUACUAGGAUACUAAGGACUGAAGGAAUUAGAGGACUUUAUAGAGGUGCUACAUCAUCUUUCGUUGGGGUGUCUUUUGAGAGUUCCCUUGUUUUUGGCAUUUAUUCCCAGACGAAACAGUUUUUGCAGGGAAGUACACAGAGUAGUGCUCCACAGCCCCAUAUAAUAAUACCAUCUGCUGCUUAUGGGGGAGCUAUUAUCAGUUUUAUAUUAUGUCCAUCAGAGCUAAUUAAGUGUAGGAUGCAAAUUCAAGGAACUGAUUCUUUGGUUCCAUUAACUAGCGGAUAUAGCGGUCCUCUUGAUUGUGCUGUUAAAACUGUAAAAAGCGAAGGGGUUAAGGGAAUCUUCCGUGGAGGCGGUGCAACAUUGCUGAGGGAAUCCAUUGGAAAUGCAGCCUUUUUCAGUGUUUACGAGUAUGUUCGCUAUCACAUGCAUUCACAACUGAAUUCUGCUUCAUCUGAUAACAGCAACUUAAUUGACGUGGGAGUUGGAAUUAUCAGUGGUGGUCUUGGUGGUAUAGCGUUUUGGUCUGCUGUCUUGCCCUUGGAUGUGGCUAAAACCAUAAUCCAGACUUCCCCAGAUAAGAACACAACACGAAAUCCCUUUCAAAUCUUGAAUUCAAUUUACAGAAGAGAUGGAAUCAAAGGAUGUUAUACAGGUUUAGGUCCCACAAUAUGCCGUGCAUUUCCUGCUAACGCAGCAGCCAUUGUCACCUGGGAGCUAGCCAUAAAACUUCUCGGCCUCAAUCGUAAUUGAUAACAAUAUUCGACCAUAUGCCAGUUAGUUACUCUCUCUAUAUAUAAAGCUCAUCUAACCUGUUUUUUGAUUCUUUAAAACUCUAAAACAUUUGUUAGUUUUCCGCUUAGAAUAUAUUUGAUCCACAAAUUGUUGAGUUAAAAGGGUUUGUUAAGCUGAAGCUAGCUCUUUUCUUCAUACAUUAGAUAUACAAUUUUUGAAAAAAGAUUAUUUGUAGUAUUUUCAUGAGGAGAUUAAUAAGACUAUCUGGAGUUUUCUGA